CCCCAUCAAGCUCCUGCGAGCAGUUGAUAUCCUCCAAAAACCCGCCCCACGACAUUUCAAGAGUGGAAACUGAUCCUCCCACCAACCGUGCCGUCAUAUAAUUCCACAAACUGUUGGAAAAACGUGCAACGACCCCCUCUCCACCCCCACCAAAUCACCGACCCACCAUGUCCUCCUGGGACACCUCGCAGCGGGUGAUUCCUUACACUAAGCCGGAGCAGGAGGGCCUCCAGACGCAGCUUGAUGGCAUGCUUGGCCCUGAAUAUCUCAAUUAUCGACCAGCAUCUGGGGGUAGCAGCGUGGCGUAUCUUAGGGGCGAUGUCGCUAUCACCUUAGCUAAUGAGAUUUUUGGGUUCAAUGGUUGGUCUUCGGAGAUUAAGGAUAUUACAGUCGACGAGUGUUUAGAAAGCCACGGGAAAUGGAAUGUUACCACCUCCGUUCAUUUACGAAUCACUCUCAAGGACGGAACUUUUCGCGAGGAUAUUGGGACCGGUGAAUCUCAUAACCAAAGGACUAAGUCAGCUGCCAUCAUCGCUUCGAAGAAGCAGGCUGUUACGGAUGCUCUCAAGCGAACCUUCAGAACAUUUGGAAAUGCUUUGGGGAAUUGUCUGUAUGAUAAACAGCAUAUCAAAGGGACGAGGAGGAUGAAAGCAGUUCAGCCCGUUCAGGAGCCAAACUAUUACAAGCCUCGGUCGAUUCGUGAUCGUAUCUUAAAGCAAGAGGAAAGUCUCGUAACUCCUGGUCUGCCGGAGAGUUUGUCAGAGGUUCCCCGCGAGAAAAUUAUAUCUGAGAAUGACCUGGCCGAGGGGUUCGAUGAGUAUGGAGGCGAUGAAUAUGAUUACUUAGGAGCUUUUGAAGAUGGCGAUGAUUAUAGUGAGCACGUGCCAGAUGAGGACACGGUAGAAGCAGCUUCUAGUGAUGACGUCUUCAAACGACCCACUCCGCCAACCCCUACUGGAGCUAAAUCCAUGGUGGCUCGAGCAGGCGGAAACCAGUCUUCGAUUGUCCCAAAGAAUCCGAACAGUGUCUCGGUCCCAGUAUUACAACAAGGACAAAAUGGUCAACAUGUACGCACUUCUAAUAUUCCAGCGCAACCGCCGCCUCAGCAAUCCCACCCCCUUCAGACACAAAAUCGUGGUCCACAACUGCCACCUCAAAACCCAACGAUCGGGCAAAGGCCCCUUCAAAAGCCUCCUAAUGCGCCCCAGGGGCCUCGUACACCAACCCCUACAGGUCAAAUGGGAUCACGAGUGAACUUAAUGGCUAACACUUCUCAUAAUAUUCGCAACGCUCAACAACCGGGUCCAAAAACAUCACCACCACCUCAUACAAUCCCGCAACCUGCACCAGCGCUUCCGGCUUCCAGUCUUAACGGGCUGCCUGAGACGCCUGUCAGUGCCCAUGUUGGAUUCUUCACAAGUAAGGUCCUACUUGACCCCAAGAAUAACCAAAAGGUCCUGCAAGGUGACAAUGGGGUUAUUCCACCAGAUCACGUAUUCAAUCCCCACAAGGAAUCUACAAUCCCGCGCUCUGCCGGCAUUGAUCACUCGAAAUCUUCACCGGUCCCCAGAAAGCAGAUUCAGGCUGGUGGCAGUACUGGCUCACCAUUUGCGCGCAAAAACUUUGAGAACCCAAGCUCGGAGUUAAACAGGCAAAUAGGCCAGCCUCCUCUGCCUCGUGGGACCAGUUCUUUCCGCCAACCUACGCCAUCAGUCGGUGGUAUCAAACGCCCAGCCGAUGCAAGCACUGCUAGUGCAGCAAGCUGUCCCGGAAGAUCAACCCUUGGAGAUUCCUCAGAAACAAGACUGAACACACAAACCUCAGCUUAUGGAAACGACCCCAAGCGAGUAAAAAACUAGUUUCUAUUACUCAUAUUUAUUUUUUUAAGUUCCUCGUCUGUUGCCGCAUUAGGGUAGGCCGGUUAUUAUCAUGUCUCUCUUUCUUUAUUCUGAGGGGCGUUUUGUAUAACAUCUCAUUUCAUUCGGAGUUGAACUUGCUACCGGCACAAAGUACCCCCACCUAAUAUUUUUCAGUUUAUUCCAGAGGUUAUGGAUGCCACUAUUUCAUGUCUCCUGUGGAACUUAUAAGACUGUCGAAUAGAGCUUUCCUACAAUUA
Tuber melanosporum (Perigord truffle) is the source of this 2116-nucleotide messenger RNA. RefSeq lists its product as uncharacterized. Gene Ontology annotation, cellular component: nucleus. The transcript is spliced from 8 exons. NCBI's taxonomy places the organism in Eukaryota, Fungi, Ascomycota, Pezizomycetes, Pezizales, Tuberaceae. The record is from RefSeq and is a predicted model, not a curated record. The coding region runs from base 168 to 1859 and encodes 563 amino acids. Gene Ontology annotation, biological process: mitotic recombination; double-strand break repair via single-strand annealing; double-strand break repair via homologous recombination.